AUGUUAGAUAAUGGAAUUAUUGAACCUUCGAAUUCCCUUUCGGCUUCUCCUGUUGUUAUAGUUAAGAAAUCUGAUGGAUCUCCAAGAUUUUGCAUAGACUAUCGGCGUUUAAAUUUCAUUCCUCAAAAAGAUGUUUAUCCAUUACCUCGUAUCGAUGAUGUUAUUGAGCGUUUAAAUGGAUCUCAAAUAUUUUCUAAACUUGACUUACGUAAUGGGCACUUUCAAGUACCUUUAGUACCUGAGAAACGUGCUAAAACUGCAUUUACAACUCCUGAUGGUCUUUGGGAAUUUACCAGAUUACCUCAAGGAUUAAAAAAUUCACCAUCAGUUUUUCAACGAUUAAUGAACCAAACCCUUGGAUUAUUACGUUGGGAUAUAUGUCUCGCUUACUUGGAUGAUAUUAUCGUCUAUUCCCCUUCAUUUGAUCAACAUCUUUCAGACUAUAAAUGUGCAUUUUUUCAACAUGAAAUUUCAUUUCUUGGCCAUAAAAUUAAUGCUGAUGGUUGUUCAUCUAAUAAUGAUAAUAUUCGUUCUAUUAGUCAAUUUUCUUUACUACAAUCCCGUAAAGCUGCUCAUUCUUUUUUACAAAUGGUUGGCUUUUAUCGAAAAUUUAUUCCUCGUUUUUCUCAAAUAUCAGCACCACUCAAUAAAUUUACUUGGAAAGGUUUUCCAUUUAUAUGGACUGAAGCAGAACAGUUAUCAUUUGAUCAAUUAAAAGACGCUAUCAUCUCUCCUGCGGUUCUUAUUCUACCUGAUCCUUCACAACCAUAUGUUAUUCGUACAGAUGCUUCACGUGCUGGUAUAGGUGCUGUACUAUUACAAAAGCAACCUCCUGAUUAUAGAGAUAAAUCAACUACAUCAAUAUAUAAACCAGUUGCUUUUGCAUCACGAAGUUUAAAAGCAGCUGAAAAAAAAUAUUCUGCUAUUGAACUUGAAGCAUUAGCUAUUUGGUGGAGCGGUACUCAAAAAUUUCGAUCAUAUAUUGAAGGUCAACAAUUUUUUCUUGAAACUGAUCAUAAACCAUUAAUAUCAUUAAUGAAAAAACCUUGUCAUAAUGCUCGUAUUGAACAAUGGAUGACAACAUUACAACAAUAUGAUAUGAUUAUCCAACAUAUACCUGGAAAAGAUAAUACAACUGCUAAUGCUCUUUCCCGUUAUUCAGUUGAUCAACCUAGUGUUAAUGACGAAGAUGCACCUCGUCUUGUUACUUCUUCAACUCAAACUGAAGAUCUUUUCGUCAAGGUUGUUACAACUCGUUCAAUGACACGACAACAUCCACCUCCUAUUCUUUCAACAACAACUUCAUCAUCAUCUUCUCCUAGAACAACAACACUACCUAGGAUAUCCCGAUCUACUCCACCUGUUGCAUCUUCUUCUUCAUCUCUUAAUGACAUUAAUAUUUCAUUCGAUCACGAUACAUUAAAUCUACAUCAAAAUCAAGAUUCUACUAUCCAGGCAAUAACAAAUGUUUCACCAUUAAAUACUAAAUAUACACUUGAUGAUUAUAAUAUCCUUUAUAAAAUUAUUACUCGAAAGAAUGGUCAUGUUCUUCAAUUACCUUAUGUUCCUGCUUCUUUAACUUCUCAAGUAUUAUUAAUGUAUCAUAACUCGACAUUCAGUGGUGGCCAUUUCGAUAUCGAACGACAUAUUUUAUCGUGUAUUAAUUGUCGAAAGAAUAAACCUUCCCGUCGAAAAUCUGAUGGUCAUUUACAUCCAAUUGAACCAUCUCGUGGCGUUUGGGAACAUCUUGCUAUGGAUUAUGUUGGUCCUGUUUCUCAAUCAAAAUCCGGUAAUAAAUACUUUCCAGUACUGACCGAUUUAUUUUCGAAGUUCGUCAUCACCAAAGCCGUCCACGAUAAUACGUCAAUAACAGCUGUGAAAUUUUUAUUAUAUGAUGUCUUUAUGAUCUAUGGCGUUCCAUUUGAAAUUGUUACUGAUAAUGGUACACAUUUUUCUUCUUCGUUGUAUGAAUCCCUACUCAAGUUAACUCAAUGUUGUCAUGUUAAAACCACACCUUAUAACCCCAAAGCUAACGGUCAAUGCGAAAGACAUAAUGCAACUCUAGGACCUAAUUUAAUUGCAUUUUCCAAUCAAUCUCGAUCUAAUUGGGAUGAUAAAUUAGUCGCUACAACUUUUAAUUAUAAUGCUACUCGAUAUGAUUCUACUGGUUAUACUACAUUCAAAUUAAUGUUUGCUCGUCAACCUCGUUUUGUAGCUGAUUUAUCCUCAUCAUUUCCAUCAAGUUUUCAUACUGUUUCUCAUUAUCAUCAUACUAUGCAACAAUUUAUUGAAUAUACAAAAAUUGCUGCUCGACAAAACAAUCUUCACACACCCAACAAUCUUCUAAACAACGUUAUGAUCAAAACCGUUCGAAUCCUCGAUAUUCUGUUGGUUAAUCCGUCUUAG
Rotaria sp. Silwood1 is the source of this 2406-nucleotide messenger RNA. The record is from the annotation of a GenBank genome assembly. NCBI's taxonomy places the organism in Eukaryota, Metazoa, Rotifera, Eurotatoria, Philodinida, Philodinidae.